CGGCCGGGCGUGCACUUUGCAGACGGUCCCUGCUCGCCAGCCUGCCUGACCCCGCCGCCUCGCUCGCCGCUCCCAGGUGCCGGCCCCAGCUGUGGCGCCGCAGCUGCUCCCCGCCGCAGCGCACGGGUGGCCGCGGCGGACGAUGGGCGAUGGGCUCGGCCCAGCGUGGAAGGAGGUAUUUCCUGUGUGUCAGCAUUCUAACGGAGUCAAAUAUCUCACAGCUACAGAAUAUUUUUAAAGCUACCACCCACCUUGUUCUUGAAAUAACUUCAGAUUUGGCACUUCAUUAAAAAGAUUGAUGAUACAGCUUAAAAUGCAGCAUGACUAGAUCGUGGUGCAUGUUUUCAGGAAUUGUCUUCAAUGUUGAUUUCUUUUCUCAUCACCACUCUCUUCUACUACUACUACUACGGUAGCAUCUCUCCGAAUGGUUCCUUAUUGAGCAGCAGGAUGGAACUGAAAGGAGGAAAUACACUGACUAAUGCACCAGAGUGAGAUUGAUUCCUGCAUUGUGAUCUUUACAUACCUGGACCAUGCAUUUGCUCCUUGGUUUCUUGCUUUAAGAACCCGUGCAGUGAUUGUGAAGCUGUUGGGAAGCCAUGGCAUUCUUUACUCCGUGGAAACUCUCUUCUCAGAAACUUGGGUUUUUUCUGGUGACUUUUGGCUUUAUUUGGGGAAUGAUGCUUCUGCAUUUUACUAUUCAACAGCGAGCUCAACAUGAAAGUAGUUCAGUGCUUCGUGAGCAAAUAUUGGAUCUCAGCAAAAGAUAUAUCAAAGCAUUGGCAGAAGAAAAUAGAAAUGUGGUUGAUGGGCCUUAUGUUGGGACGAUGACAGCAUAUGAUCUAAAGAAAACUCUUGCAGUCUUACUGGAUAAUAUCUUGGAACGUAUUGGCAAGCUAGAGUCCAAGGUGGAGAACCUUGUAAUUAAUGGCACCGGAGCAAACUCUACCAACAGUACCGCCACUGCUGCUCCCAGCUUAGGAACAGUUGAAAAGCUUAACGUAGCAGAUCUCAUUAAUGGAGCCCAGGAACAGUGUGAAUUGCCUCCUAUGGAUGGCUUCCCUCACUGCGAGGGCAAAAUAAAGUGGAUGAAAGAUAUGUGGCGAUCGGAUCCAUGUUAUGCAAGUUACGGUGUGGAUGGGUCUACGUGCUCCUUUUUUAUUUACCUCAGUGAGGUUGAAAACUGGUGUCCUCAUUUACCUUGGAGAGCAAAAAAUCCUGAUGAAGAAACUGAUCAAAAAUCAAUGGCUGAAAUUCAUACCGACUUUGAUCUCCUCUACAAAAUGAUGUCAAGGCAUGAAGAAUUCCGAUGGAUGAUGUUGCGCAUCAGACGAAUGGCUGAUGCGUGGAUUGAAGCAAUUAAAUCACUUGCAGAAAAGCAAAACCUGGAAAAAAGAAAACGAAAAAAAAUCCUUGUUCAUUUGGGACUUUUAACAAAGGAAUCUGGAUUCAAGAUCGCAGAGAAUGCAUUUAGUGGUGGCCCACUUGGUGAAUUAGUCCAGUGGAGUGAUUUAAUUACAUCUCUCUACUUACUGGGCCAUGACAUUAGGAUUUCAGCUUCACUGGCAGAGCUCAAGGAGAUUAUGAAGAAGGUUGUAGGGAACAGAUCUGGCUGCCCGACCCAGGGAGAUAAAGUGGUAGAACUUAUUUACAUUGAUAUUGUGGGACUUACUCAGUUUAAGAAAACGCUUGGUCCAUCAUGGGUUCAUUACCAGUGUAUGUUACGAGUACUGGAUUCAUUCGGGACUGAACCUGAGUUUAAUCAUGCUCAUUAUGCCCAGUCUAAAGGCCACAAGACACCAUGGGGGAAAUGGAACCUUAAUCCACAGCAGUUUUAUACAAUGUUCCCUCACACGCCAGACAACAGCUUCCUUGGGUUUGUAGUGGAGCAGCAUCUGAAUUCCAGUGACAUUAAACACAUUAAUGACAUCAAAAGGCAGAACCAGUCACUUGUUUAUGGCAAAGUAGAUAACUUCUGGAAGGAUAAGAAGGCUUAUUUGGACAUCAUUCAUACCUACAUGGAAGUCCAUGGAACCGUCCACGGGACAAGUACUGUCCAUAUGCCCAGCUACGUGAAAAACCAUGGCAUACUUAGUGGGCGGGAUUUGCAGUUUCUGCUGAGAGAAACAAAAUUGUUUGUUGGACUUGGAUUUCCAUAUGAAGGGCCUGCUCCCCUAGAGGCUAUUGCUAAUGGAUGUGCUUUUCUAAAUCUAAAAUUUAACCCACCGAAAAGCAGCAAAAAUACAGACUUUUUUAAAGGCAAGCCAACACUCCGAGAGUUGACAUCUCAGCAUCCCUAUGCUGAGGUUUACAUUGGGAAGCCUCAUGUCUGGACUGUGAACAUCAAUGAUCCUUCUGAGGUCGAGAACGCAGUGAAAGCAAUUUUGAAUCAAAAGAUUGAACCUUAUUUGCCCUAUGAAUUUACAUGUGAGGGGAUGCUACAAAGGAUGAAUGCAUUCAUUGAAAAGCAGGAUUUCUGUCAUGGGCAAGUGAUGUGGCCACCAUUAAGUGCACUGCAGGUAAAAAUUACUGAACCUGGAAAAUCAUGUAAACAAGUUUGUCAGGAAAACCAGCUCAUCUGUGAGCCAUCCUUCUUCCAACACCUUAACAAAGACAAAGAUCUGCUGAAGUAUAACGUGGAAUGCCAUACUGUUGAAUCUGCAAAUGAUAUUGUGGUCCCAUCUUUUGAUGAAAGCAAGAAACACUGCAUUUUUCAGGGCGAUCUUUUGCUGUUCAGCUGUGCAGGAUCUCAUCCAAACCACAAACGAAUCUGCCCCUGCAGAGACUAUAAUAAGGGACAGGUUGCACUUUGCAAAGAUUGUCUAUAGCAGCAGCAGCAGCACCUUGCUUUAGUUUUGGGACGAACAAAGUGGUUUUGAGAGAACUACUUAUACUUCCUGCACUUUUGUCCAAUUGUCUUGCUGCAGGCCAAGCAAAUGCUGCCAAGCGGAAUUCUCUGAGAAGAGGGAUUCAUAACGAACAUCUAAAUGAUUUUUAUUUUUUUCUAAGUGAACACUUGGCAGUGGAGCUCUUUGAAAUCUUCCACCUACUCAAGGAGAAGAGUAACGAAGUUCAAUGCUUUGUAACAAUUUGGAGAUCAUUGCGAAGAACAGUUUGUAGAAAAUUCCCAGACCCAUCAAACUUUUUUUUGUUGUUUUUUGGAUGAAACAAGUGUUUUCUAUUUUUUUAACAAGUUAAAACAUCCCGUCAUUGUCAGCUAAGAAUCUGAAUAUCAUUCCAGUUAAAAAAUGGGGGGGAAAUGCGCUUGGGGGGUGGGGGAGAGGACUACAUUUAUUAUUGGGGACUGUUUUGGGUGCUGCUGCAGCUUGAAUGGCUAUAAAAUGGUGCAUUUCACAAGAACUUGGAACCACAAGGUAACACAAAUAACAAUACAUAGCUGCUUGCUCCCAGUCCUUUUUUAAAUCCUCACGUACUACAAGGUAUCGAUGGCAUCACAACUACUGUACCUGGAGCACUCUAAACAGGGAGCUCUGGGAAUGUGAGGAUCAGAGGCUGCCAGUGUGUGACAAAUUCUGUUGUUGCUUGAGAACUGAUUGAUUGUAACAUACUCCGGUGUGGAACCGCCAUGGAAGCAUAUGGCCAUUUUAAAAUGGACUUGUCGUCGUCAGUUUACUGGGUCUGUUUAGAGAGUGAUCCUUGGAAUUUGCCCAUGCUUCUGUUGUAGUCUGCCUAUUCAAAGUACUCUGUGAAGCAAAAAGUAUUCUGCAUCAUUUGAGCAAUAUUGUUUGAUCCUCAGUUUGCUAUACCUUACAGUAGUUAAAACAUUACUGCAAGACGGAGAAAGGAUCAACAAACUAUAAUUUAUUGUAUCAUAGGAAUGUGAACAGUCUUCAUAAAAAGCUCUGUUUUUAAAGAGGAAGAUAUUUUAAAGAGCUAUUAUGAGAGAAGGAAAACUUCUUAGGAAAAAUAUUGUUGAUCGCUUUUCUGGAUUCUUUGUCCUUUUUUUAAAUAAGCGACCCAGAGAUAUAUUUAAAAACUACAGUUAAUUACCAAGAGUUUGAAUUGAAAUCUAGACUUGUUUAGAACAAUGAACCUAAAUCUUUUUAAAUAGUAACAUGUAUCUCUUUUUUUUUUUUUUUUAAAGAGUAAAUUUCUAUUUUUUUUGCAGCACAAGCUGACAUAUUUGAAAGCACUGUUCGUGGCUGGGAACAAUGACAUUAAAUUAGAGGGAAAUGAAUUGCUUAGUCUGCAGUAGGAUUUGAAAAAGACCAUAGCUUGCAGGUUUAAAACUUGGGUAUUUCCCAGUCAUAAUUGAAAAACCUCAAUUUGAUUUUUUUCCCCUUUCUUUGUGAAGAUUUAACAAGCACUACCCAGUCUCUCCAUUAAUGAAAGUAUAGGCACUUUAAUAUUUUUCUCUAGACUAUAUCGGGUUCACUCAUUUUUUUUAUAACCAUCAUUCAUUAUCUAGGUGAGAGUAUUGAAGUCUCUCGUGACCUACCAAAGACUAAAUAAGGGAAACACGACCGAAACUGUCAAAAUAUCAAGAGAAGUUAACAGAAAAGUAGAAGUUCAGUUUCCAACUUGAGUGUAAUUUCAAGUAUGUUUAAAUUCCCUAAUUCAACACUACCAUUUCAUUGUUACAUGUGUAACAAGUACUGCAGACUAGAUAGAAAUUGGUGUCUAAAUGAUUAUUGAGUAUGCAGAAAGCAUAUAUGGCAGAUACCUGGGCAGCAGUGUUUAUAAAUAAUAACUGGGAUGUAAUGAUAGUAAAGCUUCUGUAAUUGCAAUAAUUCUGCAAAAAUGGAACAUAACUGGUUACUUAUUAGGCAUAGUUUUGUAUGAAAAGAAAUUGAGCAGUUUUGGGGAGUGUCCCAGGCGUUCCCUCAGUCAGAAUGGAUGCUGUUUGCAUUGGCUUUUAUUAUCCAGGGAACUCUUGAUUCUUGGCUUUUUUUAGAAUUGGAAUCUGAGGUGCCUCAACAGUUCAUUUUAGGUGUUCUCCAUAUUCCUGUACAUAUGAUACGAGUACAGGCAGAAGAAUCCCAGGCUUUAAAGAAAAUAUGAGCACCAAUUUGGGCCUUAUAUCUGGCAUUAACUUAUUGGUGACAACAGAAUCUGCCUUUUUGUGAUGCAACCUGAGUUUCUGUAAUCAGAAAUGUAAUAAGCUAGAUGGAACGUCACAUCAUACAUUGGCAAUAAAGACUUGUGCAAGCGUGCUUAAACAAUCCAAAGCACCAUGCCUACUGUAAUAUAACAAUUAGAAAACAUUUGCUGUUUUUAAAAAAAAAAAAAAAAAGGCACUCAGCUGUAAAUAUACACUUACUUGUUUCUUACCAUUCAAUGGCUUAAUACAGUUUGUUUUGCCUCUAAAAACUGAGGAUAGAGGAUUUCUGCUAGUUUGUUGAUACUGCCAUCUCUGAUGCACUGUAUUGUUCAGUAAUAUAGUGCUGUCAGUGCAGUCUUUACCACAGCACGGGGAAUUAUGACCUCUAUAGUAUUAAUGUUUAUUUCUGAGCUACUGAAUUUUGUUACUGUAUAUUGGAGGAAGGCCGGGGGGAGAGAGAGAACUAUUAAGCUCCUUCCAGUAGCAGAAAUCAAUGAAAAAAAUUUUGGACCGGGGGGGGUGGGGAAUAAUCAGUGGGGCUACAUCCUCCUCCCACUGAGAAUUUUGGGAAUUUUGCUGUUCCCUUCAAAAAUCCUGCCCAAUAUGAGACAUUUUCCAAGGACUUUGUUUUGUUGUUGUUGUGUCUAAUUCUUGAAGAUGCCGAGCUCUCUAUUCGAAAGGAAAAGUAGUCUUACAAUGUGCAGCUUCAGUUUUAUUUUCUGAAAGAGAAAAGCAUGUUAGAUCAUGGGAGAUAACUUUCUGCAUAUGCAUAUUCUUUGUUUUCAAAUUCUGCUUUGCUUGCCUUGAAGACUUAUUGGAUAGGAAAAAACGGAAGUUGCUAUCAACAUUUAAAUGGAUAGUGAUUCACUAAAUCUGAUACUUUGCUUUGUUUUUUUUUUCCUGUGGUAAUAGUCUUUAAAUUUAUAAGCAAGUGGGUUCUUGUACAACAGCUGAACACUCCAUUCUGAAAAUAAGCACUCAGGCAGAUGGAUAGGGUAUUAUUUUAGAAAUUAUGAAUCAUUCAGUAAAAUUGUUGCCCGUUUUUUCUUAAAUGUGGACACACAAUCUUCUGUUAGACUCCAUGAUUAAGCUGAGUCUUUCCCCUCUUACUUAAAUAAUAAAUGUAUAGUCCACAUACUGCAGUUGAAUGAUGGCUUUGUGGAAGAAUGAUUGGUUAUCAGAUGGGAUUUCAUUAAUGUAUGUAUUAUACUUUGUCACUGAAACUCGCACUUCCUUUUUCAGACUUCAGUUUUUUGCAAGAAUUAGUUUUGGAUACCCUGACCAGUAAUUGAUGGAAAUCAGGUGUGUCAAAACUGAAGUAUAACCACCAUAUUAUAAUCUCAUAAACAUAUCCGUCAUAAAUCAAGACAUUCUUUUGUUUUAAACUUUUGUAUUUUUUGUAUGUGACCUGAUUUUUGAAAAAUCUUAUUCCUAUGAGAUUAGAAAACUUGAGAAAAGAAUUUACAUAAUUUAUUAUGGUUAACAUAAAAGGCUUGCCUUUGAAAGGUAAAGUUGGUAAAUAUACACUGUUUAAAAAUGCCAGUAAAAACCUCAUUUAUUUCAUAUAUGCAAGUUGAUUUGCACAUGUAUAACUAGAUACGCUUUUUGCAUAUUUGGCUUAGUUUUCUUUAUGGUUGUGUGUCUUUUGUUUCUCUCUCUUUGUAAUUUAUUAGUUACAAUUGUGUGUUUUGCUUAAAGUCAGAUUUAAGUUACUUCUGCAAAUAUUUAAUGUUUAUGUGCCUUUUUAUUUUUGAAUGGAUGUUUAGAAUGAGCACUGUGUGAACAAGUAUAAUGGAACACUGAUUUUAGGGUUAAAAAAAGGCCUUGUUGCUAUAUAAAUACUAAGUGUGACUUCUAAAAUGGUUUUUAAAUAGCAGCGAAAAGUUGUCUAGAAAUAUGAAGGAAAAGACAUAACUGGUUCUUUGCAAAGAAUCACCACUGUAAAUGUAAAAGAACAGGAGUACUUGUGGAACCUUAGAGACUAACAAAUUUACUAGAGCAUAAGCUUUCAUGAGCUAUGCUCUGAUAAAUUUGUUAGUCUCUAAGGUGCCACAAGUACUCCUUUUCUUUUUGCGAAUACAGACUAACACGGCUGCUACUCUGAAACCUGUCAUUGUAAAUGUAAUAUCCUUUGUUGAAUAUGUUUGGUCUGAUGGGAAGGUAGUGCAUUGGGAUCCAAUAUUUAAACAUAGCUCUAUUGUUUAAUGACCUUGGAGCAAAAUAGAUCCACUAUGCCCCACAAAAUUGCCAAAUGUGAGUUUGUCAAGGAAAUGGAAGAGACACAUUAAAGAUUGUGAGACACUCAGAUACUUCAGUAAUGGGGAUAUAUAAGAUAGACUUGAGUCUGGGUGCCUGAAAAUAUUUUGUUCAUUUGCUGGCACUACUAGCCAGAAUACAAUCAUUUGCUUUACAUGGGUAUCUUUUUAUGCAAUUAGAGUCCAUAAUUGAGAGGGAACUCAGGGUACUCAGCACCUGGCAGGCUCUUGGCGAUUUAGAAAUGUUUGUCUUUCCUGCAGGAAAAGGAGAUUUUGAAUAGCUUAUGAUAAAAUUUCAGUGAGAAAGUAGCAUGAUCUACUGGACUGACCUUGGAAGUGGGGGCCAGGAACUCCUAGCUUCCAGUUGCAGCUCCAUCACUGACUUCUGCGUCAUUUUGUAAGUAAUUUAUUGCCUGAUUUUUUUUUUCAAAGCUACUUAGUCCCUACAGCUUCCAUUGACUUCAAAUGGAAAAUUGGGUCAUUAACCUGUUUCUUUUCCCUCUGUACAAUACAGUUCUAAUACUUAUCGUGCUUGCGUAUCUCAGCCUGGUGGUGUGAGGACUUUAGCUUGUACUCCACUUUGAAAAUGCACAGUACGGUGCAACAUAAUGGCUAGUGUGCCCUACCCCUUUACAUGGCUGACUUACCAAAGUGAUAUAGAUGAUUUUGAAGCUUAGAAUUGUGUUUUUAAUGUAUACAAGCCCAAAUUGCUUUCUCAAGUAUGUCUGGCUCACAGUGCAUUUAGGGCCAGAUUCUGUUUCCAUCAAAGUCAAUGGUAAAAAGGACUUGAAAGGAGGCUGGAUCAGAUACUGGUAGUCUUUGCAUCCACCCCAUCCAUUCUUUCUUCUUCAAAUUAAGAAAGUAGCUAGUCCCUUUAGUAAACAGGAGGCACAGUUUGAUUAACAGGAUUAACAGUUUGAUUCUAAUGGGAUAAAGGUUGCACAAUUUAUCAAUGAUAGGCUCUCUUGUGCAUUAUCAGUCAUAAAUGGUUCUGAAUAGUUCACUGCUGCUAUGAUGCAUCUUUCUACCGUGACACCUCAUUUAUUUAAAAAAUGUAUGUAAUAUUUUAAAUAGGUUGAAGUUUUGUUUAAAUAUCCAUUCACCAGGUGUGUGGGUGUGUUUCAGUUUCUAAAUAAAAACACAGAUGACAGAUUCCUAGUAUGACAAUCUUAAGUGGGAAUUGAGUGAUGAGUUGUUGCUGUAGCUCUGAUUUUAUUCAGAUGUACUAGUUUUGUUGGCAUGGCCACUGCUUUCUGAUAUUUGGGCCACAGCCACUUCACUUUUAUCUCUUGAUUAUCAGAGCUACAUCCACUUCUAGUUCUCCUUUGUCCCACUGUCUUUGGGGUGGAUCCAAUCAAUGAGAUUUUCAAUUGGCAUCAGUCUGCUUGGAACAAGAACAGGGAAGGCUCAGGAAGCCUUUAAAUAAAUGUAUUGCUGUUACUGUAAAUCCAAUAUUUAAAUAUAUUGCUUUAAAAUCGAUUAUUGAAACAAAUCUUUUCCUUCAUAUUUUUAAACUUCUUUAUAGAAAACUAUUUUUUCAGUUUGUUCGAAACUUUUCAGUAUAACGCUAUCUAAUAGAAUAAGAAUGUGUCAACAAGUUCAGCAAACUGGCUCCUGAGCAUGAGUGCAGACUGUAGGAAAUGUAUAGCAAAUGCAAAUGGCUGAAGCUUGGCUGUCUCCCAUUGAGUUAUCAAUCCUAUCCUUGUUCACAGAGAUAAAUGUCUUAACACAGUUCAGCCACCACAAACCUCUUAUUUAUAAUUGUACAUGGCUUAAUUUUAUUUUAAGUCCUUUUAUGUUAAUACUGUUAAAAACAGCAAUACUAUUUUGAGUCGGCAGACCCACUCUCACCCUUCAAGAACUCAACAUUAAUUUAAUUAAUGUAACAUUGUCAAAUAGUUAAGACCCAGUAUUUGCUCUGCUUUAAAUUGUAAUAAAAUUGGAAUAACCUCAACAUUCCAAAUACAGAACCUGCUUUAAAGAUCCACUUGCUAUAAAAUCUGUAAUGGCUUUCUGUCUGCUGUCUGCAGGAGAGAUUAAUACUAUGGGUGGUCUAGACUGACACUGUGUGUCCAACAGCAUUAAACUGGACUACCCAUGUGAGUAAAGCUACUCAUGUGCACAAGUUCUUUAGGAUCAUAAGGGUGCAUGUUGCAGCAUUGCAAUAUUAUGGACUCCUUCCUGUUCCGACUGAAGUUAAUGGCAAUGUUUCCAUUGACUGCUGUGAUAGGAGAUGUUUGCAUCACACCGGAAGUACUAACUCUCUUGUGUCACUGUUAGAAAGCAUAGGGCCAAAUCCACUUUAACCCUCCCCUGGCUGUGCAUUAAGGGUUCAGUCUUUCAAGGUUCUAGACACUGGUCCUGAUCCAACAAAGUUUUAAGCAAGUGAAUAGCCUCAUUGAGUGGAUUGGGCCUAUCCAUUUGCUAAAUGUUAAAUACUCUGCAAGAUCAGGACAGAGUGUGCAGCACCUUGAGAUCAAGCCUCAUAAGAGCACAAAACACAUGGGACAAAUUCAUCCCUGCUACCACUCCAUUACUUCAGUAGGGUUCAGUAGGAAUGAAUUUGCUGCAUUCAUUAACAAAUUUUUUGCUGUAAUUAUUGAUGCUGGAGACUGUAAAAGAAAGUAACCACCUUGGUUUGUUCUCCCUGAUAAAUACAGGGAGGAACAAGGAAAUGCAGUAUUUGCCAAAUGGAAAAGGAAAUUACUAGGGUCAGAAAUGUUACCUGGAAGAAAAUUCAAGAAAAUUUAAAAAUUAUAAUGAAGUAUUUUGAAAGGCCUAAUUCUGCUGUUUUUUCUCUCAGAAAAUUUUGAAGUCAGUGGGAGAUUUACAUGUACACAAGAACUUCAGGGUCAGGCUCACAUUAUUUGUUUUUGUUUUUAACUAUCUCUUGAAAUUUAGUUCUUUGCUUUUCUGAAUGGUUGUGUUCCACUAUAUUAGGUUCAAGCGGUUUGAUUCACAUAGUACAAGUUGCAAUGGCUGGUAACAUAUUGUCAAAUUAUUGAAAUUCAUUAGAAUGAAAUUCUUUAAAAAUAUGUAAAUGUCUGAAUGUGUAUUUUAAUGGCAUAGAACUACACUUUGUUUUUGGUGUUGUAGAGAGAACUAGGGAGAACUUUAUUUUUCAAUAAACUUUUUCUUGUGUGAUUUGGA
Messenger RNA from Dermochelys coriacea (leatherback sea turtle), 10464 nucleotides. RefSeq names its product alpha-1,6-mannosylglycoprotein 6-beta-N-acetylglucosaminyltransferase (gene MGAT5). NCBI's taxonomy places the organism in Eukaryota, Metazoa, Chordata, Testudines, Dermochelyidae. Gene Ontology annotation, biological process: protein N-linked glycosylation. The record is from RefSeq and is a predicted model, not a curated record. Bases 597 to 2825 code for a protein of 742 amino acids. Gene Ontology annotation, cellular component: Golgi apparatus. Gene Ontology annotation, molecular function: alpha-1,6-mannosylglycoprotein 6-beta-N-acetylglucosaminyltransferase activity. The transcript has 21 exons.